Pyricularia grisea is the source of this 375-nucleotide messenger RNA. RefSeq lists its product as uncharacterized. The coding region runs from base 1 to 375 and encodes 124 amino acids. The transcript has a single exon. Lineage: Eukaryota; Fungi; Ascomycota; Sordariomycetes; Magnaporthales; Pyriculariaceae. The record is from RefSeq and is a predicted model, not a curated record.
AUGAAAGAGGCAAUAGAAAAAGCAUCGCAAUUACUCGGACCCCAGGCCAUUGCCAAUCAGAAUGAUCAAGAUCGCGUCCUUGAUACCCCCUGGAAAAAGGUUGACGGAUAUCUCUUCCUGUACAUUCGGUUCAAAACUCAUAUGGUUAACUGGAACAUCUUUUUUGUUCCUUACAACCCGCUCCCGGGACCCGAAAUUGUCCACGCUACUGGCCGUGGUAUUAACAACAUUGCCAGAUGGGUGUUAGGAAUGAACCCGAAGGCACCUCCUUCUCUUCUUAUACCUCCUAAUGACCCUGGCACAUCCUGGAAUAAGCAUGUGAUGGCUUAUUCCCGUGGCCCCCUCUAUGCUAUGGCGCGUUCAGGCGUAUGGUAA